Messenger RNA from Closterium sp. NIES-65, 4422 nucleotides. The record is from the annotation of a GenBank genome assembly. Lineage: Eukaryota; Viridiplantae; Streptophyta; Zygnematophyceae; Desmidiales; Closteriaceae.
AUGGGCGCGGUAUCGGAUCAGCACAUAUCGAAGCACCGGUCGAGCCAGCGGCAAAAGCGGAGAGUGAUGCCGUCGCUGCGGCUGGCGCUGCUGGUGCUCGGGGUCGUCUCCGCCGCCUACGCGUGCCUCGUGCGCCCGCACUGCGCGCCCGCGACCCUGCCGCUAUCAAAGGAGGUACGGGCCUCCGCGCUCCAUCUCCUCCCUCCCCUCCCCCACCUCCCCCCUCCUUUCUGUUCCCACGCGGUCCCCCACGAGCUAGAGCUGCGGCAAUGGACGGGCGCAAGCCAAAUUCCCCCGAUUCGUCCCUUCCCCUUUCCAACCCCCUCUCACCUCCUCCCCCCUCCCCCCCAAUUUGUAACACUCCGCCCGUACCUUCCCCCGUGUGCGCCCGCAGCAACUGCAGCUGCAGAUGAUGCGCGCAGAGGGGGUAAGGCUUCCCCUUGUCCCUCCCCCCUUCCUCACAUCCCCACCCCCAAAUUUGAAGAGCUGGGGCUGCUGCAGACGAUGCGCGCAGAGGGAAAAAGACUUUCCAGCUUUCCUCCCCCCGUCCUCAUCUUCCCCUCCACCUCCCGCGCAUGCGCGCCCGCAGGAGCUGGAGCUGCUGCAGACGAUGCGCACGGACGCGCCACUGCUGGAGUCAAACGGCUAUCUGCAGGUGUUUCUGGGCGGGGCUGCUCCUUGCUCCCCUUCCCUUUCCCUAAAUCCCUUGCUUUUUUCCGUCCUCACGCCCUUCCUCUCCUCCCUCUGUCUGCCCCCUCACCCCAAUCAGAGGCACCACCGCCGGAGUUAAACGGCUAUCUGCAGGUGUUUCUAGACGGAGGGCUCAACCAGCUGUGUACAUUUGACGCCCCUUUAAACGCGCCACUGCCGGAGUCAAACGGCUAUCUGCAGGUGUUUCUAGACGGAGGGCUCAACCAGCAGCGCAUCAGCGUGUGCAACGCAGUGGCAGUGGCUCGCCAGCUGGACGCCAGUCAAACGGCACUUACCUCCCUCUCUUCAUCCUCCCCACCUCCUUCCCCACCUCCCCCUCUCUCCCCCUCACCUCACCAGGUGUGCAACGCAGUGGCAGUGGCUCGCCAGCUGGACGCCAGUCAAACGGCACUUACCUCCCUUUCUUCAUCCUCCCCACCUCCUUCCCCACCUCCCCCUCUCUCCCCCUCACCUCACCAGGUGUGCAACGCAGUGGCAGUGGCUCGCCAGCUGGACGCCAGUCAAACGGCACUUACCUCCCUCUCUUCAUCCUCCCCACCUCCUUCCCCACCUCCCCCUCUCUCCCCCUCACCUCACCAGGUGUGCAACGCAGUGGCAGUGGCUCGCCAGCUGGACGCCAGUCAAACGGCACUUACCUCCCUCUCUUCAUCCUCCCCACCUCCUUCCCCACCUCCCCCUCUCUCCCCCUCACCUCACCAGGUGUGCAACGCAGUGGCAGUGGCUCGCCAGCUGGACGCCAGUCAAACGGCACUUACCUCCCUUUCUUCAUCCUCCCCACCUCCUUCCCCACCUCCCCCUCUCUCCCCCUCACCUCACCAGGUGUGCAACGCAGUGGCAGUGGCUCGCCAGCUGGACGCCAGUCAAACGGCACUUACCUCCCUCUCUUCAUCCUCCCCACCUCCUUCCCCACCUCCCCCUCUCUCCCCCUCACCUCACCAGGUGUGCAACGCAGUGGCAGUGGCUCGCCAGCUGGACGCCAGUCAAACGGCACUUACCUCCCUCUCUUCAUCCUCCCCACCUCCUUCCCCACCUCCCCCUCUCUCCCCCUCACCUCACCAGGUGUGCAACGCAGUGGCAGUGGCUCGCCAGCUGGACGCCAGUCAAACGGCACUUACCUCCCUUUCUUCAUCCUCCCCACCUCCUUCCCCACCUCCCCCUCUCUCCCCCUCACCUCACCAGGUGUGCAACGCAGUGGCAGUGGCUCGCCAGCUGGACGCCAGUCAAACGGCACUUACCUCCCUCUCUUCAUCCUCCCCACCUCCUUCCCCACCUCCCCCUCUCUCCCCCUCACCUCACCAGGUGUGCAACGCAGUGGCAGUGGCUCGCCAGCUGGACGCCAGUCAAACGGCACUUACCUCCCUCUCUUCAUCCUCCCCACCUCCUUCCCCACCUCCCCCUCUCUCCCCCUCACCUCACCAGGUGUGCAACGCAGUGGCAGUGGCUCGCCAGCUGGACGCCAGUCAAACGGCAUUUACCUCCCUCUCUUCAUCCUCCCCACCUCCUUCCCCACCUCCCCCUCUCUCCCCCUCACCUCACCAGGUGUGCAACGCGGUGGCCGUGGCUCGCCUGCUCAACGCCACUCUGCUCGUCCCCGAGUUCGCCACCAACAUCUUUUGGCAGGACUCCAGGUGGGCGGCACACAGGGCGGCAGGUGGGCGGCACACAAGGCGGCAGGUGGGCGGCACACAGAGGGCAGGUGGGCGGUACAAAGAGCUCCAGCGUCUCUCAUCCCUCCUGCAAUCUCUUCUCAUCAAACCCACUGUUCCCUUCCCUGGUCCCAUGUACACUCCCCCUUCUCACCAGUCAAUUCGAGGGCGAGGCAAGGUUCCUUUCACCAUCACGUCUCUUCCAUUCACCCAAUCCCUCUCCUCCCUCUGCCCAUGCUCUCCCCCCUCAUCUCAUCCUGCCAGUCAGUUCGCGGACAUCUUCGAUCUCGACCAUUUCAUUUCCUCACUUCGAGGGGACAUCCACAUAGAGCGCCGUCUCCCCCGCCACCUCGCGUGGAGCACAGCGGCCUACUACGCCUCCUCGCCCUCCCGCCGCAACAAGCUCAUCCGCUCCGCACCCCUGCACGCCACCAAGAAGUGGUACCUCAAGCGCGUGCUGCCACGGCUGAAGCACAACGUCCCCCCCUGGUACCAACGUCCCCCCCUGGUACCAACGUCCCCCCCUGGUACCAACGUCCCCCCCUGGUACCAACGUCCCCCCCUGGUACCAACGUCCCCCCCUGGUGCCAACGUCUUCCCCUGGUACCAACGUCCCCCCCUGGUGCCAACGUCCCCCCCUGGUAGCAACCAACGUCCCCCCCUGGUAGCAACGUCCCCCCCUGGUACCAACGUCCCCCCCUGGUACCAACGUCCCCCCCUGGUGCCAACGUCCCCCCCUGGUACCAACGUCCCCCCCUGGUACCAACGUCCCCCCCUGGUACCAACGUCCCCCCCUGGUGCCAACGUCUUCCCCUGGUACCAACCAACGUCCCGCCCUGGUACCAACGUCCCCCCCUGGUACCAACGUCCCCCCCUGGUGCCAACGUCCCCCCCUGGUACCAACGUCCCCCCCUGGUACCAACGUCCCCCCCUGGUACCAACGUCCCCCCCUGGUACCAACGUCCCCCCCUGGUACCAACGUCCCCCCCUGGUACCAACGUCCCCCCCCUGGUACCAACGUCCCCCCCUGGUGCCAACGUCCCCCCCUGGUACCAACGUCCCCCCCUGGUGCCAACGUCCCCCCCUGGUACCAACGUCCCCCCCUGGUGCCAACGUCCCCCCCUGGUACCAACGUCCCCCCUGGUACCAACGUCCCCCCCUGGUACCAACGUCCCCCCCUGGUACCAACGUCCCCCCCUGGUACCAACGUCCCCCCCUGGUACCAACGUCCCCCCCUGGUACCAACGUCCCCCCCUGGUGCCAACGUCCCCCCCUGGUACCAACGUCCCCCCCUGGUGCCAACGUCCCCCCCUGGUACCAACGUCCCCCCUGGUACCAACGUCCCCCCCUGGUACCAACGUCCCCCCCUGGUACCAACGUCCCCCCCUGGUACCAACGUCCCCCCCUGGUACCAACGUCCCCCCCUGGUACCAACGUCCCCCCCUGGUACCAACGUCCCCCCCUGGUGCCAACGUCCCCCCCUGGUACCAACGUCCCCCCCUGGUCCCAACGUCCCCCCCUGGUACCAACGUCCCCCCCUGGUACCAACGUCCCCCCCUGGUCCCAACGUCCCCCCCUGGUACCAACGUCCCCACCUGGUGCCAACGUCCCCCCCUGGUACCAACGUCCCCCCCUGGUACCAACGUCCCCCCCUGGUACCAACGUCCCCCCCUGGUGCCAACGUCCCCCCCUGGUACCAACGUCCCCCCCUGGUCCCAACGUCCCCCCCUGGUACCAACGUCCCCCCCUGGUACCAACGUCCCCCCCUGGUCCCAACGUCCCCCCCUGGUACCAACGUCCCCCCCUGGUGCCAACGUCCCCCCCUGGUACCAACGUCCCCCCCUGGUACCAACGUCCCCCCCUGGUGCCAACGUCCCCCCCUGGCACCAACGUCCCCCCCUGGUACCAACGUCCCCCCCUGGUACCAACGCGUGGCAUCGUGGCACUAACACCCUUCUCCCAUCGCCUUGCCUUCACGGGGCUGCCCCGGGAGAUCCAACGGCUGCGGUGCCGCGUCAACUUCCACGCGCUGCGAUUCGUGCAGCCAAUCAGGGAGCUGGGGUGA